AUGGUGGAGGUGGUAGUUGUGCCCAGGCUAAAUAGUGGGGUUGGGCACACGGAUGAAGACAUUUUGCCUUUAACUCUUGAAGAAAAGGAAAACAAAGAAUACCUAAAAUCUUUAUUUGAAAUUUUGAUUCUUAUGGGAAAGCAGAACAUACCUCUGGAUGGUCAUGAAACUGAUGAAAUCCCAGAUGGUCUCUUUACUCCUGAUAACUUUCAAGAUCUGCUGGAGUGCCGGAUAAAUUCUGGUGAAGAGGUUUUGAGAAGGCGCUUUGAGACAACAGCUGUCAACAAAUUUUUCUGUUCUAAAACCCAGAAGAAACAGAUGCUCGAGAUCUGUGAGAGCUGCAUUCGGGAAGAAACUCUCAGGGAAGUGAGAGACUCCCAUUUCUUUUCCAUUAUCACCAAUGAUGUGGUGGACAUAGCAGGGGAAGAGCAUCUGCCUGUGUUGGUGAGGUUUGUGGAUGAAUCUCAUAAUCUGAGAGAGGAAUUUGUGGGCUUCGUGCCUUACGAAGCUGAUGCGGAGAUUUUGCCUGUGAAAUUUCACACUAUGAUAACUGAGAAAUGGGGAUUAAACAUGGAGUACUGUCAUGGCCAGGCUUACAUCGUGUCCAGUGAAUUUUCUUCGAAGAUGAAGAUUGUUGCUUCUAGACUUUUAGAGAAAUACCCUCAAGCCAUCUACACACUCUGUUCUUCCUGUGCCGUAAAUAUGUGGUUGGCAAAAUCUGUACCUGUUAUGGGA
Messenger RNA from Elephantulus edwardii (Cape elephant shrew), 735 nucleotides. Its product is annotated as 52 kDa repressor of the inhibitor of the protein kinase-like. The transcript has 2 exons. The record is from RefSeq and is a predicted model, not a curated record. Lineage: Eukaryota; Metazoa; Chordata; Mammalia; Macroscelidea; Macroscelididae. The annotation marks the transcript as partial.